Molecule: messenger RNA, 171 nt
Organism: Heterobasidion irregulare TC 32-1
Lineage: Eukaryota; Fungi; Basidiomycota; Agaricomycetes; Russulales; Bondarzewiaceae
Exons: 1
Source: RefSeq, a predicted model, not a curated record
GUGAAGUGUGGGCAAACUGACCCAAGUGCUGCCGAACGUCCUUCGGUGGCUUGUCGUCGGUCGGGUAGGGACCGACCGUGUUCGGUAAUAGUCGGCGUCUUCGGUACUUGUCUAGCGCUGUUCGGUGUCUCCCCAAAGCUUCCCGAAUACCUCCCUCGGACCCUAGCGCGG